AUGGCGGACGAGAUAGAGGAUGACUUCUCGAGCAACGCAACCAAGACAAAUGGCUCAAACGGUAGCGGCGCAUCCAAAACCAAUAGCGCCACCACUGGACCGAAAGCGACGGCAGGACUCGAUCGAGGAUCUAAUGGCUCCAAUGCGAACAGAACAGGUGUGGUGCAGCCAAAACCACAGGCACUGACGAAAAGGACUGGACCAGCUAGCAUCAUCGUCUCGCCACGCCAGAAAGGCAAUCCCGUCCUGAACAACAUCAAGUCUAUGCCCUGGGAGUACGGCGACAUACCAGCCGACUAUGUUCUCGGCGCGAUGACUUGUGCCUUGUUCCUCAGUCUGAAAUACCAUCGACUCCACCCAGAAUACAUCUACACCCGCAUCCGCAACCUGCAAGGCAAGUACAAUCUCCGCAUCGUCUUAACCAUGGUCGACAUCCAAAAUCACGAGGACUCGCUCAAGGAACUCUCCAAAACAAGUCUGAUCAACAACGUGACUCUCAUCCUCUGCUGGUCAGCGGCAGAAGGCGGUCGGUACCUCGAACUCUUCAAAACAUAUGAGAACGCAGCACCUACAUCCAUCAAGCAGCAUCAAAGCACGAGCUACAGCGACCGUAUGGUCGACUUUAUCACCACGCCACGGAGUAUCAACAAAACGGAUGCCGUGAGCUUGGUAUCACAAUUCGGGACAAUACGUACGGCAGUGAAUGCGCGACAUGAAGACGUUGCGACGAUAGCAGGCUGGGGCGAGAAGAAAGUGCAGCGAUGGUGUGCUUCUGUCCGAGAACCCUUUCGGAUCAAACGGGCAGCUAGACGUAUGCUCUCCACGCAGAACACCGAGGCUAGCACGGCGGCGCUGAGUAGAGAUGCGACGAGAGCGGAAAGUGACUCGCCACGGCCUGUAGCGGCUGAAGCUGGAGGGAGUAGAGCACGCACAGUGACUCCAGGCGACGGCGAUGCGGAUCAGCGACCUCGAUCACGACUGACCAAUGAGCUACCACUUGAUGCUGCAUUUCAGGAUGACACAGAGGCUCUGGCUGAGGCGCUUACCGGACCUGCUAUACCACCGAAGAAGACAGUAGAAGCUGUGCAAGAAGUACCGCAGAAACGCAAGGCCAACGAUGACCCGCUCAAUGACGGUGUGAUGGCUGCUCUGAGCAAGUUGAGGAAGACAUGA
Messenger RNA from Recurvomyces mirabilis, 1173 nucleotides. It is a transcript of the gene RAD10, whose product is annotated as ssDNA endonuclease and repair protein rad10. Gene Ontology annotation, molecular function: damaged DNA binding; single-stranded DNA binding. Gene Ontology annotation, biological process: mitotic recombination; UV-damage excision repair. The transcript has a single exon. Gene Ontology annotation, cellular component: nucleotide-excision repair factor 1 complex; ERCC4-ERCC1 complex; nucleus. Lineage: Eukaryota; Fungi; Ascomycota; Dothideomycetes; Mycosphaerellales; Teratosphaeriaceae. Bases 1 to 1173 code for a protein of 390 amino acids. The record is from RefSeq and is a predicted model, not a curated record.